GCAGAGCGAACCUCACACAGUGAUCCUCCUCUCCAGACAUGAGCAGCCCUGACUGUGGCUACGCCAGUGACGAGCAGAUCCAGGGCAAGAGCUCCGUGCUGCCAAUGAUGAUGCCCGGCCUGGGCCAGUGCCAGUGGACUGACACCAUGGAAGCCAAAGUCAAGUGUGAGCCGGGGACUGCCAACAACAGCAGCAGCAGCAGCAACAGGGGCAAAGCCGAGGCUCGGAUCCGACGUCCGAUGAAUGCCUUCAUGGUGUGGGCGAAGGAUGAGAGAAAGAGACUGGCCCAACAGAACCCGGACCUACACAAUGCCGAACUCAGCAAAAUGCUAGGGAAGGCCUGGAAGUCUCUGACCCUGGCAGAGAAGCGUCCUUUUGUGGAAGAAGCAGAGAGACUGAGGGUACAGCACAUGCAGGACCACCCUAAUUACAAGUACAGACCAAGGAGGAGGAAGCAGGUGAAGAGGAUGAAGAGGGCAGACAAUGGAUUCAUGCAUAUGUCAGAGCAGGCUGACCCAGUAGUCCUGAGUACUGAUGGGAGGAUGUGUGUGGACAGCUUUAAUCUGGGCUACCCUGAGCCUCCCUACCACCACCAUCACCACACUCAGAAUCCUCAGAGCAGUCACUACAGGGAGUCUCAGGUAAUGGGUGCCCAUUAUGAGAGCUACAACUUACCCACCCCUGAGACUUCUCCAUUGGACAUGGCAGAAAAUGACUCUGUGUUCUUCACCUCUUCAGUCCAGGAAGAAUGCCAGGUGAUGCCAUACAGCUAUAGUGCUGCGUACGCUUCCCACCAGCAAAGUUCUGCCAACAGCAUGCUUGCCAGGCAGAUGGCACAGACUGAGCAAAUGGGGCAAGGCAGCCCUGUGCAGAGCAUUAUGGGAUGCCAGAGCCCACCACAAAUGUAUUACAGCCAAAUGUACAUUCCCAGUACUGGAAGACAUCAUGCUGUGGCACAAAGUGGGCAGCCAUCUCCUCCACCAGAAUCCCAGCAGACCAGGGCAGAGCAGGUGCAACAGCCUGAACUGAUGGCAGAGGUGGACAGGACUGAGUUUGAGCAGUAUCUGAGUUAUGUACCAAAGACUGACCUAGGAGUGCAUUACCAUGGACAGGAGCAACCUGGCAUCAAUUCAGAGAAUGGCCUGAUAUCCUCUGUACUGUCUGAUGCCAGCACUGCUGUCUACUACUGCAAUUAUUCCAAUGUAUGAGAUACAUUCCACAUUCUCCUGCUGCAAUGGUGUCAUCACAAUGAUUUCCAACUGAGGAAUCAUAUGCCCUUCAAGUCGUUUCAGACUUUGGACUGUAUAGGAAAAAAAUAUAAAUGCUAUGUAGCAAUUAAUUUAUGUAAAUUAUUACAUAUGAACUGCUAUGUCUUUACCAAUAGAAUUCAUUGAGAUCAAAUUACAUUUGAUCUUCAGUCUUCAUUGAAUGCAAUGCAACCUAAGUUCAUUAUUGUGUACAUGUACACGGACCCUGUAUAAAGCAAUGAUUCUUUUUUUUUUAUAUAUAUAUA
Messenger RNA from Rana temporaria (common frog), 1513 nucleotides. Its product is annotated as transcription factor Sox-17-alpha-like. Gene Ontology annotation, biological process: angiogenesis; vasculogenesis; heart development. The coding region runs from base 39 to 1208 and encodes 389 amino acids. NCBI's taxonomy places the organism in Eukaryota, Metazoa, Chordata, Amphibia, Anura, Ranidae. Gene Ontology annotation, molecular function: DNA-binding transcription activator activity, RNA polymerase II-specific; RNA polymerase II cis-regulatory region sequence-specific DNA binding. The transcript is spliced from 2 exons. The record is from RefSeq and is a predicted model, not a curated record.